CGAAAAUGUUAUUUCUGACAGAAUCGCCCGGCAUUAGAUAAAAAAUAAAUUCGGAAUUCAAUUUGAUACUUUAUAUGUUUGACGCGAAAAAAAAAACCGAAAUUUCUUCCCGAAGUUAUGGGUAACACGUUGAAAUAUGAGGCGAUGGAGCUGAGCUCGUUGGAGAAAAAAAUCAUCAUAGAAAGCUGGCUGGCACUCCGUCGAAAACUGAGUAAAUGCGGGCAAACAUUCAUUCUGAUCUUCCUAGAUGAGCACCCUGAAUACCUGGCUCUAUUCCCGAUUAAAUACCGCGGUAAUCCUGACCUAGCCGAAAUUCUAGGUCUGAAAGUAAUGCGCGAGUUGUCGCGCAUCAUCUCCAACCUGGACGGUCUUUCCGGAAUCGCUGGUUACUUACGAGGAGUCGCCGAAAAUCACCAGCGUCGUCACAUUAAUUCAAAGGCAUAUGAUGAUUUCCGUCUGUCUUAUCUGAAAAUGCUUCGUAAGCAUCUCGCUGGGUACAAACACAUGAGUCUGUAUCUCCAAUGCUGGGAUAAGCUUCUAAGACUGAUCAAUACUAUCGUGCUGGACAUCAUCACUGAUAUAGAAAAGAAAGCACCGGCAAGCCAAGUGAAACUGAACGACCAAUCUGGUCAGAUUCAAAUCACGCCCAAGUAUGAGCCAGUGGAACGCUCGUCGACAACAGUGAAAGAAAACAAUACUCCUCCGAUGCUUUAAAUUUACUUUAUCAUCAUUUCGGGAAGUGUAGAAAAUUGUUUAUUACAAAUUUUUAUGAUGUGGUCACAA
This is a messenger RNA of Dalotia coriaria, 783 nucleotides long. RefSeq lists its product as uncharacterized. The record is from RefSeq and is a predicted model, not a curated record. Gene Ontology annotation, molecular function: oxygen carrier activity; oxygen binding; heme binding. Bases 118 to 714 code for a protein of 198 amino acids. Gene Ontology annotation, biological process: response to hypoxia; oxygen transport. The transcript is spliced from 3 exons. Lineage: Eukaryota; Metazoa; Arthropoda; Insecta; Coleoptera; Staphylinidae.